AUGCAUUUAUCAAUUGUUCCUUCAUGUGUUAAUGAACCAGAGGAUUUCGUACAAUCCACGCCGAUCCUUGUGACAAAAUCUGUUGAUAAUAAUGCAACAACGAAGAUUCUAGUUCUAAGGAUGAAUUCUGGCCUCAAGAAAGAUAUAAGGAAAUGGUGGAAGAAGAAUUGCAUCAUACAAUUUCCAGACGAAUAUGCAGAGAAGUUGACCGAAAUCAUCGAUUACGAAUAG
This is a messenger RNA of Acaulospora morrowiae, 231 nucleotides long. The record is from the annotation of a GenBank genome assembly. Lineage: Eukaryota; Fungi; Glomeromycota; Glomeromycetes; Diversisporales; Acaulosporaceae.